AUGGCAAAUCUGAACGGAACUACGUCGGAUCUGAAGUCCUCGUUUCUGGGGGUAUACUCUGUCCUCAAAUCCGAACUCCUUAAUGACCCUGCUUUCGACUUCACUGAUGAUUCUCGUCAAUGGGUCGACCGGAUGCUGGACUAUAAUGUACCUGGAGGGAAGCUGAACCGGGGGCUGUCUGUAAUUGAUAGCUACAAGUUGCUUAAAGAAGGAAAGGAACUAACCGAGGAUGAAAUAUUUCUUGCAGGCGCCCUAGGCUGGUGUAUUGAAUGGCUACAGGCAUAUUUUCUUGUUCUCGAUGAUAUUAUGGAUAACUCACACACGCGGCGUGGCCAACCUUGUUGGUUCAAAGUGCCCAAGGUUGGAAUGAUUGCUGUAAAUGAUGGUGUUUUACUUCGCAAUCACAUCCCUAGGAUUCUCAAGAAGCACUUCAGAGAGAAGCCUUACUAUGUUGAUCUGCUGGAUUUAUUCAAUGAGGUGGAGUUCCAAACAGCUUCAGGACAAAUGAUAGAUUUGAUUACUACGCUUGAAGGAGAAAAGGAUCUAUCCAAAUACUCAUUGCUGCUACCGAGUCAAACUUUGUUUGCAGGGAAGCUGAACCGGGGGCUGUCUGUAAUUGAUAGCUACAAGUUGCUUAAAGAAGGAAAGGAACUAACCGAGGAUGAAAUAUUUCUUGCAGGCGCCCUAGGCUGGUGUAUUGAAUGGCUACAGGCAUAUUUUCUUGUUCUCGAUGAUAUUAUGGAUAACUCACACACGCGGCGUGGCCAACCUUGUUGGUUCAAAGUGCCCAAGGUUGGAAUGAUUGCUGUAAAUGAUGGUGUUUUACUUCGCAAUCACAUCCCUAGGAUUCUCAAGAAGCACUUCAGAGAGAAGCCUUACUAUGUUGAUCUGCUGGAUUUAUUCAAUGAGGUGGAGUUCCAAACAGCUUCAGGACAAAUGAUAGAUUUGAUUACUACGCUUGAAGGAGAAAAGGAUCUAUCCAAAUACUCAUUGCUGCUUCACUGCCGCAUUGUUCAGUACAAGACUGCCUAUUACUCAUUCUACCUUCCGGUUGCAUGUGCAUUGCUUAUGGCAGGCGAGAACUUGGAAAAUCAUAUUGAUGUAAAGGACAUUCUGGUUCAAAUGGGGAUAUACUUUCAAGUACAGGAUGAUUAUUUGGAUUGCUUUGGUGAUCCAGAAACAAUUGGCAAGAUUGGAACAGAUAUUGAAGAUUUCAAGUGCUCUUGGCUGGUUGUGAAAGCAUUGGAAUGUUGCAACGAAGAACAGAAGAAAAUUGGAACAGAUAUUGAAGAUUUCAAGUGCUCUUGGCUGGUUGUGAAAGCAUUGGAACGUUGCAACGAAGAACAGAAGAAAGUGUUAUAUGAGCAUUAUGGGAAAGCAGAUUCUGCUGAUGUUGCAAAAGUGAAAGCCCUCUAUAAUGAUCUAGAUCUUCAGAGUGUAUUCACGGAGUAUGAAAGCAAGAGCUAUCAAAAACUUACAAGCUUUAUUGAAGCUCAUCCAAGCAAAGCAGUGCAGGCAGUGUUGAAGUCCUUUUUGGGUAAGAUAUACAAGAGGCAGAAAUAG
Ilex paraguariensis (yerba mate) is the source of this 1563-nucleotide messenger RNA. The record is from the annotation of a GenBank genome assembly. NCBI's taxonomy places the organism in Eukaryota, Viridiplantae, Streptophyta, Magnoliopsida, Aquifoliales, Aquifoliaceae.